AGAAAGAAGAAAAAGCGUCCAGCCAGAGCUUUCCAUACCGAAUUCAAUUCCUUACCUGCUUCUUCAGCAGCUACACCUAUGGCAUCGGUGGCAGCAUCGCCUACUAAUUCUCAUGCUGCUCUUUACACUGCGCUGUAUAACAACAGUCAGCAAAACCAGAUCUACCAGCAGAAUCCGUUCCAGCCACUGCAAAACCAAAAUCCAUACCAAUCUAAUCAGAACUUUCCGAAUACUAACAAUCACCUCUCUUCUGCUCCUGUGCCAAAAGUGUUACGCGAUAUGAACCAUUUAUCUCAGGAAAACGAGGAUCUCUCCUUGCAACAACACAGAUACGCUAACCAAGUGGAGUACACGUCUGCAAAUGAUGCUGGCGAGUUCCGUUCGUUUUACACAUUUCAAAAUGUGCUGCCUCCUGAAGCGACUUCCCAAUUCCAUGCUGUAGACCAAGGCACAUCACUGUCGAAGUUCAUCCGUUCUACCAUGUACUAUGUUCCCGAAUCUGAACUGUUGCGUGCGGCUACAAAGUUGCCUAUUUCUGUCACCAUCAGACCGUUUGCGCCUUUACUUGCUUCGGAAGAGCCUGUCCCUCUUGUAGACAUGAAACGCGACGACAUCGGAGCCAAUGACGAUCCGCUCAGUAAAGGUCCGAUCAGGUGUCGUCGCUGUAGAACCUACGUGAACCCUUCAUUUCAGUUCACUAAUGAUGGCAAGUUUAUGUGUAACAUCUGUCAGUUUCCAAACAACGUAGUUCCUGACGACUACGCUUCGGUUUUGGAUGGACAGGGUUACAGAAUCGACAGAUUGUCUCGGCCAGAAUUGCACAAAGGUGUCUAUGACCUCUUGGUUCCUGACGAAUACAACUUCGGUGGCCCCGAAGUGCAUUCGCAGCCCUUGCAUCACAUCUUCUUGAUCGAUAUUAGUGAACAGAGUGUCAAACAGAAUUUGCCAGUUAUCAUAGCUGAUGCCAUAAGGGCCACCUUGUAUACUGAUGAUUAUGACUUAGAUAACUACGAUCCAAACGAGCCAGAAACACCGAACAAGAGGGUCAAGCAAAAGUUUGCUUUCAUUGCUUUCGACAAAAGCUUGCAUUUCUUCAACUUAUCACCAACUCUAGAAUCGACUCAGGUAGUGAUCUCUUCUGACCUUGAAGAUCCAUUUGUUCCAUUCAGUGAAGGCAUGUUUGUAGAUGCUGAGGAAAGCAAGAACGUCAUAGAAGAUGCCUUGAACCAAUUGGAGCUGUUUUGUUCGCAAGAAACAGUGGCUGAUUCCGAAACCUGUUUUCUAGCCGCCUGUAGAACUGCCAUGUUGUGUCUUGAGGCAGUGGGUGGAGGUAAAAUCACGUCCAUUCUCUCCACUCUUCCAACUUGGGGCCCAGGUGCCUUGAAGUACAAGGACAACAAGAAUGUAGGUCGUUCUCCGGCACCAUUGAUGGAGAAGAGAUUGUAUUCCGUUGAUAAUGAGUAUAUCAAACUCUUGGGAAGAGACUUUGUGGAGAAGAAUGUAGGACUUGAUGUUCAUGUGAUUUCUCCAACUUCUGUCGACUUGUCUAACAUAGGCUGGCUCUCGUCUAUCACCGGUGGAACUAUCAGCAGAUCGUCCAAUUUCAACUUUGAACGGGAUGGUAGAUCCUUGACAGCUAAGAUAAUCAAUUCUAUCAAGAAAGCCUCUGGUUAUCAGGGUCAGUUAAAAUUACGUUGUUCCAAUGGAUUGCAAGUUUCUCAGUACUAUGGCACCUCUUCGUCUAUUGCUGAUACCUCUGUAGUUGGAAGUGUCCAAGACCCAGUGAUUCCUGUUCUUAACGAAGACCAGACUUUUACUAUCUUGCUUGAAUACGAUGGUAAACUCAGCACAAAGUUGGACUGUCACUUUCAAGCAGCUUUGUUGUACACUGAUCCUGAUGGUGUCAGAAAGGUCAGAGUUAUUAACUUGGUUGUAGCAGUCACCGAGAGGUUAGAAGAUGCGUUUAACUUCGCGGAUGAGAACGCAAUUGUUACUACCAUUGUGAGAGACACCUUGUCAUUUGUAGGGAAACAGCCCUUAACUGAGUUGCGUGAGUCUGUUAACUCCAAAUUGGUAGAGAUCUUCACCCAGUACAGAGCUAUGUCUGAAUAUGGACAUAACACUACAAGAACCUUGACUAACCAGUUGUUGUUUCCGGACUCACUAGUGCAUCUUCCUAUCUACUUACUUGCGUUUAUCAAAUCCAAAGCUAUUAGAGACUCUACCGCUAUUUCUUCUGAUGUCAGACUUGCUGAUUUGUACCAAAUGCUUAGUAUGCCCAUCGAGAGAUUAAUGUACCUCUUGUAUCCAGCUUUAAUCGAAUUGCAUUCUAUUUCUGAGGAGGAGGCAGAAUUUGAACCAACCAAUGGUUUCUUCUCUUUGCCCAAGUCCAAAGAAGUCUCCGCUAGUCACCUCCAAAAGGGUGUAUACAUCUUGUGUGAUGGUAUGAAGGUAUAUGUCUGGGUUCAUCCAGAGUCUAACAUGAUGCUUGUCAAAGACUUGUUUGGGGACCAAGUAGAAUCUGUCGAGGAACUUAACCCGCUCAUUGACGAGUUGCCCGAGUUACCUACUCACAUUUCAGAACAAGCUCGCAACAUUGUCAAGUAUUUCCAGACUUAUAUUGUUGGAGAUUCAUCUUUAGAAAGUGCUGGCAUCCGUUUGGUCCGUCCUGGAAUUGAUGGCGUAGAACAUGAGUUCAGGGAAUUGCUUGUAGAAGACAGUUUAAGAGGUAGUAUGGCCACCAACAGCAGUCUUGGCUAUCCUGAGUACUUGAGUAACUUGCAUAAGGCCAUUAGAGUCAAAUUGGAUAACGAUUCGUCUUCUAACAAGGUAAAGCAAUCGGUUACUAAUGCUGAGAAUCAUCAUGAUACCCUCGCACAAAGAUUAAUCCAUUUUUAAAAUUGUGUAUAAUAUGUAUAGUACUACUUAAAACGCACCAUCUUAAUGACUUCAAUAAGU
Molecule: messenger RNA, 2958 nt
Organism: Scheffersomyces stipitis CBS 6054
Lineage: Eukaryota; Fungi; Ascomycota; Pichiomycetes; Serinales; Debaryomycetaceae
Gene: SFB3
Exons: 3
Coding region: 79-2898 (939 amino acids)
Biological process (GO): endoplasmic reticulum to Golgi vesicle-mediated transport; COPII-coated vesicle cargo loading; intracellular protein transport
Cellular component (GO): endoplasmic reticulum exit site; COPII vesicle coat
Molecular function (GO): zinc ion binding; SNARE binding
Source: RefSeq, a predicted model, not a curated record